Asterias rubens (European starfish) is the source of this 2795-nucleotide messenger RNA. Its product is annotated as protein phosphatase PTC7 homolog. The transcript has 6 exons. Lineage: Eukaryota; Metazoa; Echinodermata; Asteroidea; Forcipulatida; Asteriidae. Bases 122 to 1054 code for a protein of 310 amino acids. The record is from RefSeq and is a predicted model, not a curated record.
GUGCGUAGUGUGGUGGAUUUGUGCCUUCUCUCCAAAUAAAUAACAAAUGUAGGGUUAAUUCUGCUAUCAAUGAGGAAUAUUUCUUCAACUUUAAGGAGAACAAUUCCUUUACCUUCUAGACAUGCAAUCUGUGUUAGUGUACGGGCGGCAGUUUGCCCGCUGCGUCAUGGGUUAUGUCCCGUACGACGCCUCAGUUCACGCCGAGGGUCGGCGGCGGAUGAGACUUGUGACAGCCUCGUGUGGCUACUCCAAAGACUCGGCAACGAACAACAAUAGAGCCGGUCAAGUAUUCAAAAAAGACAUUUUCGGCGACGAUGCUUGCUUUGUUUCAAAGUACAAGAACUAUGAUGUUUUAGGUGUCGCCGAUGGCGUUGGAGGUUGGCGAGACUACGGAAUCGAUCCCUCCCAGUUCCCGGGUCAGCUCAUGAAAGCCUGCGAGAGACUCGUACGACUCGGCAACUUCAAUGCACAAUCUCCAGUAGCAAUCAUAGCAACUAGUUAUAAAGAACUCUUAGAGAGCAAAUCUCCAUCUAUAGGUAGCAGUACAGCUUGUAUAAUAAUAAUCGAUAAUGAGAAGCAGACAUUACACUCAGCCAAUCUAGGAGACUCAGGUUUUCUGGUUGUGCGAGGGGGUAAGGUAGUGCAUCGAUCGGAGGAACAGCAACAUUACUUCAAUACACCCUUCCAGCUAUCUAUAGCGCCACCAGGGUUGAACACAAUUCUUAGUGACAGUCCCGAGUCUGCUUCGAGUUCAAGCGUCCCAAUCAAAGUUGGCGACAUAGUCCUGAUGGCCACUGAUGGCUUGUUUGAUAACAUGCCAGAGAGUCUGAUUCUAAAGGAACUAGCCAAAAUCAAGGAUGAAACCUUAGGUAGUAUGCAAAGUGCGGUCAAUGCGAUUGCAGAGAGGGCGAGGGAGUUUGCGUACGACCCUAACUAUAUGUCACCGUUUGCUGAGCAUGCUAGGGAGAAUGGCAUGGAAUUCUUAGGAGGAAAACCAGAUGACAUCACUGUAAUACUCUCAGCUGUCUGCUAUGCACAUGAAGAGUCAUCAUAGCACACAGCCCAAGGCUACACCCAUAGCUCUAUUUCUUGCUGUGGGCAAUCUAGUUUCCUGUACGCAGUUAUAGCACCUGUACAUGUACAUGUAUGGGGCCAGACUAAAAAUGUACUUUCAACCUCGGUCUGGGCUGUAUACAUUGUACAUUUGCGGGGUUGCAAAGCAAAAUGGCCACUACUGUACAUGAUGAAUGUCUAUUGGCUGCGCACUUUAUCUUCUGUGUGUGAUUUGGCGUGAGGUAUAAAAUGUACAUAAGGAACUCAAGAGAUUCAACAUCAUUAUUUUAUGUAUGUUCUCCCCACAUAUUUAACCAUCUACUGUAUUGGAUUGAGAAGGGUACAGUAUAAAGGACAAUGGGUUGUGCGGUGUACUAAACAUAUUUACCAACAUAACUGAAGCCUUUUGGGUGGAUUCGACUCCCAAACCAAGUAGUAUUUGCAGGAGGUCAGGCUAACCAAAUCAUAGCAGAGUCUUGAGUAUAUACAUUUUGGAUUACUGGAGUCCUUAAGAGCUGUCGUUGAGGUUGGACAGGGCCUGGCCUGUUUUCCACCAGCUUGCAAAACAGACUUACUCCAACGGGCUUACUCCAACAGGACAUUUAUUAUGUUAUGUAAAUGUAAAAAGUGUACUCCAACAAGCUUACUCCGUCGGGGUUCUCCAAACGGGCUUGCCCUAACAGGCUUGCCCCAACACAGGCUUGCCCCAAUAGGCUUCUUUCAACAGGCUUGCCCCAAUAGGCUUGCCCCAAUAGGCUUCUUUCAACAGGCUUUCCCCAAAAGACUUGUCCCAGUAGGCUUGCCCCAGUAGGCUUGCUCCAAUAUGUUUACUCCAACAGACCUUGCUCCAAGUUACUUGCUCAAACAGGCUUUGACCAGCAUACAUGUUUAGUCAAGACUUGUACUCCAACAGACUUAUUCCAACAGGCUUGUGGACCAACCUACUGUACUUGAAUGCUGUUCAGUCUAGUUCCCAACCUCUUGCUCAUCCAAACUGAGCAAACUUACAUGUACAUGUAUAUGAUCCCAUUUGUAACCAACAGUAGAUGAUUACCCGCCUGUUCCUGUAUUAUCCUGUAGGGUAGCCAUUUCCUAAACGGUGACUCCGGCUACAGCUAUGGCUAGUUAGCUACGUCUGCCUAUUCUUCAACACUGGCAGAUACGCUGAUCUAGCCGUAGCUGUAGCCGAAGUCGCCGUUUUGGACACGGCCUGACUUUGUGAAGUGAAUAACAAUCUAGAUAUGCAUGACAUGGUGACCAUUUUGGUGGGUGUGCGUGUAAGUGUGUGAGUAGGAAAAUGGACUGAAUGUGAUGUUUGUUUUCUCAGGUUAUACUAGUCUACACUUUAAUCAGCCUGUAUUUUUUUCCCCUAUGGGGAAGCACUAAUUUAAUGAAGAGGUCUGUACUAGUAGAGGUACAAUCAUAAAUAUAUAUAAUAAAUAGCAUACUAUCGACAUACAUAGCCUUUCACUAAGCUAUUAAGUAAUGGGAGACUUUUGGGGGAUUAAAGUAGGUGGCAGCAGACUGCCCGGGUAAAUCCAUUAUUCAUUUUAUAACAUACACAUGGCCACUCCAGACCAUUGGAAUUAUACCUGAUACAUGUACAUGUACAUGUGUAUGUCUGCUGCAUAGAGUUAUACAUAAGAACUAAUAGAGGGCGCAAAGGCCUAUAUACGCGACCGGGCAUGCGCGCAGACGGCCAUUUUCUAAGUUGACAAAACAGGCAUCUCACAACGUGUGUU